UCAGAGGACUCGCCUCCAGCUCCUGUCCAGCGCAGGGGAGAAAGACCACUUUAAUUCAACACGGCUGCCCUUUAAACUCCGCCAAAUACCUGACGGCAAAGACCGCUUCGCAAUGAAUAAUGUCCCCGGCCUGUCCGCAGCGUGACCGCCUCCGCCAUCGCCCGCUGACCGGACGGCGCCUCGGACCCUGAGUGACUGCGGGCUCGCGCGAGCCUAACCGUACGCAGCUGUCGGUAACCGAAACUCGUCGGUGGCUACCUGACGCUAGCUCGCUUUUGACACAUGAUAUUGACGCACAGUGUACAGGGACAGACCUCCACCGACCCCGACACCACACCGCCGCAAUGGACAAAGACGAGGCAGACCGGCUGAUAGAGAAGGCCAAGCUGUGUUUACGGUCGGGACGGACGGACCGGGCUCUGCAGCUGCUGUAUGAGGCGCAGAAUAUUUACCCCAGCACCCGGGCCAGAGUUCUGAUAGAUGCUAUCCUACGAAACGGAGGCAGCACCGGUCCGGAAACAAACCACGUCCAGCCUCCAGCAGGAUGGAGGGAUGAGGACAUUAGACACCAAGACACAAACAGUGCCAGUGGUGAUGAGAAGAAGAGCUAUACCGAGGACCAGCGGCAGGGUGUCCUCAGGAUAAAGAAUUGCAAGGACUUCUAUGAAAUCCUUGGUGUUCAGAAAAAUGCUACUGAUGAAGAUUUGAAGAAGGCGUACAGGAAGUUGGCCCUGAAGUUUCACCCCGACAAAAACUUUGCUCCAGGAGCCACAGAUGCUUUCAAAGCGAUAGGCAAUGCCUACGCGGUGCUGAGCAACCCGGAGAAGAGGCACCAGUACGAUCAAUACGGAGAUCAGUCUGCAACUCUUAAUGCACCACAGCACUCCACCCACAGUCGCCAUCCUGGACACUACCGAAGUUUCCAUAGAGACUUUGAGGCUGACAUUUCCCCCGAGGAACUCUUUAACAUUUUCUUUGGAGGAAGGUUUCCUACAGGAAACAUUCACGUGUACACCAACCAAGGAGCCUCCUACUCUCAGUUCUAUCAGCCUCGUCGCCGACGCGCUUAUGAAAGGCGCGAAGAGGUGGUGGAGGAAAACCAGAGUCAGAACACCUUCACAGCGCUUCUGCAGCUUCUCCCAGUGCUGGUGCUAAUCCUCAUAUCAGUGUUUACUCAGAUGAUGGCCACUAACCCGCCCUACAGUCUCUUCUAUAAGCCGGCCAUGGGCCUGGUGGUGUCCAGGGAAACGCAGCACAUGGGCGUCCCGUACUACGUGGAUAAAAGUUUUGAGAAGGAGUACCGCGGAGCUGCCCUGGACGAGCUGGAGAAAACUAUCGAAAGCGACUACAUCGAGCACCUGCAGGGCAGCUGCUGGAAGGAGAAACAGCAGAAGUCGGACCUGGCGAACCUCGGCCAGCUGUACCGAGACGAGCGGCUGAAGCAGAAGGCCGAGUCGAUGAGGCUGGACAACUGUGAGAAACUGCACCGGCUGGUGGGGCGCCAGAGAGUGAAGUGAGGACUGUUCUGAAGAGGAGGAAGAAGAGUUUCUUUACAGACUUUUUCCAGUGAUGCAUUUUAGUGAAGUGUGUAAUUUAUCCAAUCCGGCCACUUUGUAAAGAAACGUGUUGGGGUACAGUGCAGUCGGUGGGAGACGGAUCCACUGGAAACAAUGUGCCUUCUCUCCUCUUUGAUGGUAGACGCAGGAGCUGCACGUUAGCUGCCGACGUUGGCUGAGGCGGCGGCGGUGGCGAAACAUUCAGUGCAGACUCACUGUGGCGGUGCGUACGAUGUCUCCGAGCCUUUAAACUUUCUUAUAGAAAUGGCGCGACAUAUAGGGUCUCCCUUUGGGGUCACAACGGCUGGUGUAUGUUCACACAUACAUGUUUUAUCUGUUGGAAUUUUUGUAGUUCACUUUUUUUUUUUCUUCUGUUUUUGAGUCCCUGCUGACAUUUCAAGUGUAUUUAUUUAGUAGUUAAUUGAGCAUCUUUGCUCAUUAUUUUUCUUUGAAGAAAUAUUGAAGUGAAUAUCGAAGGAAGUACUGUGAAUUGAUUCAGAUCGACAAAUCAAUCGGAAUCACACAAAGCAGUCUGCCCUCUGGAAGGCUGAUCUGUGUCAGCCCGAAGCGUAACCACAAUUGUCUGGUUUUUGUUCUUAACAUAAAUGGUUUUUCUUGCCAGAAAAAAAAAAAAGCAAGCUGUGUCCCACACCAGAGCCUCCAGCCGGCUGCACUGCUGCUUGCUUCAGUCAUUUAGCUUCUGCCGUUCAGGAACAAGUGUUUCAGCUGCUGGUUCAAGCCUGAAGAACAGGGUGACGGGUUGAGGAGGACUCAUUGGCACAAUGUUUCGUUUUGUUUUUUUUUUCUUUCUUUUUUUUUUUUUUUUAACAUUAGACAUCUGAAAAAUAAGCUGAAAUAGCAGUUUCCGUUAACUUAAACUGAAACCUCCACAUAUGUAGUAACAUGUUGAACUGUUAGUUUCUUCAGAUUUUGGUCCUUGAGAGGAUUUUCCACAUGUUUUGGUGGAGUUUCAAGUUGUGAGAGUGAGUGAUGUGAAGAUGCUCUGCAGCCUCGCCAACAUAGGUCAGUAGUUGCUACAGCCGAACCCUACAGUCCAGUGUUGUUGCCACUUUUUUUUUUUCUUUUUAACUAGAAUUUUAUUUAUUACAAAGGAGGUCAGUUCAACAUAAUACCCCUUCCACAGUGUUCCAUCCUUAGUAUGUUUUCCGUUGUGGCGGCAUGCAAUAUUGUCUUUAAUUAUUUAACUCAUUCAAUAUUAAUGCACAACCUUCUUUUUUUCUAUUUCACAAAGUUGACUUCUACUCCUGAUAUAUCGUGCUUUCUAAAUCUCGGACUCCUGAUUUCUAUAGGUCUUUUAUAAAA
This is a messenger RNA of Salarias fasciatus (jewelled blenny), 2879 nucleotides long. RefSeq names its product DnaJ (Hsp40) homolog, subfamily C, member 18 (gene dnajc18). The coding region runs from base 345 to 1517 and encodes 390 amino acids. The record is from RefSeq and is a predicted model, not a curated record. Lineage: Eukaryota; Metazoa; Chordata; Actinopteri; Blenniiformes; Blenniidae. The transcript is spliced from 8 exons. Gene Ontology annotation, molecular function: Hsp70 protein binding. Gene Ontology annotation, biological process: cellular response to misfolded protein. Gene Ontology annotation, cellular component: endoplasmic reticulum membrane.